AAAAUACGAUUCGUAACGAUCAGCACAAACAUAAACAAAAGCUGUUCAUUAAGACAAACCACGGUAAAAAGUAAACAAAUGCUCACACUCAUUCUAGCGGUGCUAUCACAGCCAAUGAACAUAUCAAUUUUCAUCGAAAAGGACGAGUCCACAGCCACAAUGCAUACGUACAAACUGGCAGUCGAUGACCUGCUCACAAAAUACAACCAAACUCUUGUAGCGCACGGUACGUCCAUACGUGUGCAGCAUCUGCUCUCGUUCGCACAGUACAGCAAUAUGAAAAUGUUUGGUGCGCUAGAGCUGCUGGCGGGAAGCGACAAAAUAGAGGAGCGGAAGGAGGAGAUUAAGAGGGCGCUACCCGGUGAAAACGUCAUUAUGCUGGUCAGCACGCGAUUAGACGAUAGCCUGGACAAGUAUAACGUGUACGAGGUGUGUGGCAGCGUUGUGUUCGUGAAUAUGGGCAUGAUGGGCAACGAUGCGCUGUAUGGCAUAUUUUUGGGUGUGGUAAGACUGUUGGGUGCGGUGUUAAGCGCUCCUAACAUGGUGAUGAGCGAGGGACAGUACAAAGACGGAUUUGUGGACUUGGGCAGUUUUGAUGAUGCGGAUGGUGACAAGGCAGAUGGUGGCUCGUUGUACACCAGAAGUAGCAUACGGGCAGAUCUUGACCACGUUUUUAGUCAAAACUUGAAGGGCAGAGACCUGCUGAAGGAGCUCAGGGAGUGCCAGUGCAAGUACAAGGAGUGCAAGGAAUGGAGCGUAAACGAGCAGAUGGAUGGUAUAGAGAACGUUGAUGAGAUGUUAAGCAAGUUUAAAAGGUUUAUUGGAAAAGGAAUUGCAAAAAAUGGAAAGGAAAUGAUUGCAGAGUUGUUCAAGUUUCUCGAUAAAGAUGAGAAAGACACCACGAAAGAAGCAAAAAAGAAGAAACCGGGGAGUCCAGCACCAAAGAUGAGCGGAUCACCUGUAAAAAAAGCGUUUAACAAUCUGCUUGAUGACAGCAUAAUAACCAAACCACCAUCAAAUGAAAGCGCACCGACCAAUUCCGGUGAUGUUGCUGCCGAUACCCCGCGUAACAACCGUGCAGACACGGCGAGCAGCGCUACCAACAAUCAAAACACUGGCCGUGUGUCCGUGCCCGUAGGAACAGACACAACGAACAAUCCAACCAAUUUCCAGAAUAUCCCUCCGAGCACACGGCCAAACAUUUCUAGUAAUAACCCGUUCAGCAAUCCACAAAAUUUGCUGGGCAAUAACUUUCCAAAUGCGCUUCUCAACAACAUUUACGUGCAAUUGCAGCGCUUGACGGACAGUCUUAGCCAACCCAGCACACAGCCUGGCCAUUUGCUGUCGCUGAAUGCAGGCGCCUCAAAGAGAAAGAAACUGAGUGCUUUCACCGAGCCGUACAGAAUGAACGAUUAUGAAGCGGCAAUUGGCGAGAAAAAGCAAAAGUAUGCGAAGUUAUCGUGAGCGGCUAACGAGUUGUGCAUGGAGGUACGUAAUGCUAGGUACUGCGAAGCGUUGUACACAAAGGGUGGUUGUCCUGUUAAAUUGGAGACAUCGGAAAUUUUAAUAAACACCAUUUCUUAAGAAAAGGGGUUUGCGUUGGUGUGGAAGGGAUCAUCGUUGAUAAGCAUGGAUUGUUUUAUUCUUGGAGAGUAUUCCAUGAACGUGCAAAUCACUCAUCACACAUAUCGUAGCACGGUAAUUACCGCUACGUAUGCAAAACUGCACAGCUGUUCUUCUGCAUGCGAAUGUGUGCUGAAAACACAAAUAGCACGAUAAAUGGCGAGCUGCUCUUUUUCAAAGGAUAGAACCAUUCAUUGCACUUUUGCAAGGAUCCGCUCUAAGAAAGGGCACGGUGCACAAGGAAACAGCACAGACAUGCCAAGCAAGC
Messenger RNA from Vavraia culicis subsp. floridensis, 1891 nucleotides. RefSeq lists its product as uncharacterized. The coding region runs from base 79 to 1464 and encodes 461 amino acids. The transcript has a single exon. NCBI's taxonomy places the organism in Eukaryota, Fungi, Microsporidia, Pleistophoridae. The record is from RefSeq and is a predicted model, not a curated record.